Molecule: messenger RNA, 3471 nt
Organism: Terrapene triunguis (Three-toed box turtle)
Lineage: Eukaryota; Metazoa; Chordata; Testudines; Emydidae
Gene: SHE
Product: Src homology 2 domain containing E
Exons: 6
Coding region: 226-1602 (458 amino acids)
Molecular function (GO): phosphotyrosine residue binding
Source: RefSeq, a predicted model, not a curated record
AUUUACCGGGGGCGAGGGGGAAGCAGGACCCCCCCUUCUCCCCACCCGCAUCCCCUGCUGGCUCAGCUGGCACGGAGCUCCCCCGCGGGCCCCGUGGGUGGGGCACACCCCCUCCCCCCAGCCCCCAGGCUCCAGAUCCCCCCCUCCCCACCAAAGGUCACAGCCCCCUCCCCGGCAUCUCCGCUUCGGCCUUUCCCAGCCAUAGCCCGGCAGCCCCCCCGCCCCAUGGCGGCCAAGUGGUUCAGGGAGUUCCCCUCCAGUCUGAAGACGGCGUCGGAGCGGGCCAGGCCGGGCAGCGGGAGCCUGGGCAAGCUGUGCAGCGCCUCCCGGAAGCCCCUGGGCCCCGCCGAGCCGGGCCCCGGCCCCGUGCCGGGCAAAAACCGCAAGAACUCGGCGGCCGAGCUGGGGGGCUGCCGGGCGGCUCCGGGGCCCGGCAAGGAUGGCGGCAGCAGGCUGUCCCGGGACAACCUGCAGGGGCUGAUCCAGGCCGCCACGGGCAAGAUGCGUAAGAACUCGCGGGCGGAAGGCAGCCCCCAGGAGGGCGCCCCCAAGGGCCCCGGCUGCAGCACCUACAUGAACCGGCUCAUCAAGGUGGACGCCCAUGAGAAGAUUGGGAAAAGCUACCCCAGCAGUAGCCCAGCGCCCAGCCCGGCGCCGGAGGAGGACAAGGGCAAGAGCCCUAAGCAGGAGACGGUCAUCAUUCUGGAGGACUACGCCGACCCGUACGACGCCAAGCGCACCAAGGGCCAGCGGGAGGCGGAGCGGCUGGGGGAGAACGACGGGUACAUGGAGCCCUACGACGCGCAGCAGAUGAUAACGGAAAUCCGCAGGCGGGGCUCCAAGGACCCGCUGGUCAAAGCCAUCCUGCUGCUGGACGGGCCCGGGGAGCCAGGGGAGGGCGGCCCCCGGCCGGACGCGGCGCCCAAGCGGCAGGGCUCCAAGGAGCAGCUGGGGAAGGCCCCGCCGCAGCUCUAUGACACCCCCUAUGAGCCCGGGGAGGCGCCGGCCAGCACCCCGCAGGACAGGAGGGCGCGGGCAGUGGACAGCCGGCUCCCGGAGAACGACGAGCGCCCUGCCGCGGAGUACGAGCAGCCCUGGGAGUGGAAGAAGGAGCAGAUAGUGAAGGCUCUGUCAGUCCAGUUUGAGGGAGCGGAGCGGGCGGGCGCCCCCAAGGACGAGGCGCUGCGGCAGCACCAUCGCCAGAAGAGCUGGACUCCCAAGACCCUGAAGCCGACGCUCCCAGACCACGGCGAGGGCGAGCGAGUGGACCCAGCCCUGGCGCUGGAGAAGCAGCCCUGGUACCAUGGAGCCAUCACCCGGGCCGAGGCCGAGAGCCGGUUGCAGCCCUGCAAAGAGGCCGGUUACCUGGUGCGGACCAGCGAGACGGGGAAUGGCAAAUACUCCAUCGCGCUCAAGACCAGUCAGGGAUGCGUCCACAUCAUCGUGGCCCAGACCAAGGACAACAAGUACACGCUGAGCCAGACCAGCGGGGUCUUCGGCAGCGUCCCCGAGGUGGUGCAUCACUACUCCACCGAGAAGCUGCCCUUCAAAGGGGCGGAGCACAUGACCCUGCUGCACCCCGUGCACAGCAAGCUGCAUUAGCGCGGCCGGGCCCAGCCAGCUGCCUGGGGCUUCGCCACGGACUUCGGGGCAGCCAGGGGGCCGGGCGGGCUCGCGCGUGGAGCCAGGCGCAUCGCGGGAGCGGCAAGCGCUCCGGGGCCCACCCUGGGCAGAGUCAAAGACCCCGCUCCCCAGCACGUCUGAUCUCGUUCCAGCCAGGGCCCGGUCGCUGCCCCCGUGGGAGCGGCUGUUCAGCCUGCAGGACGGCGCCCCCGUUGGCUAGCAGGGGCUGCAGUCUGGGAACGCUCUGCCCCACGGAGAGCCCCCUUGGCCCUGCACAGAGCCGGAGCUGCCCGGCUUUGGUGCCGGUAUAAAGGGAUGUUGGGAUCGCCAGAGCGGAUCGUCCCGCCGGCUGGCCGGCCCGCUAGCCUGUCUCCCAAUGGCCUGCUCCGGAGGGGUGACCCCGCGCUGCCUGGGACUGUCAGUCAGCGUGACGCUGGGCAGCAAUGGGCACGGUGCUGAGCGGCUGCUCCUGGUCUCAAUCCCCUUCAAGGCCUGGCACAGGCCAGAGCUCCUGCCCCGCUGCCUCCUGGCCGCUGUCUGGGAGGGUGACGUCCCCUUUGGCUUCCUGGGGUCUCUGAGGGUUGUGGGCAGCUGGGGCCCGGCUCCACUGGCACCCUGGGCAGCCGUUCUGCUUCCCUGACUCUCCCGCACCCCGGGAGGCCCCUUUGCCCCACUGCUUUCUGUCCAGGGCAAGGUGUUUGACUCGACCGCACGGUGUCUCCCUGCUGGGAGCAUCCUUGUGACCCUCCACUGCAAGGUCAUUCCCCCUCCAGGCCUUCUCUCCCCUCCAGUCUGCCCCACCCCUGGCGUAGCCCAAAGCCAGGGCCAAACGCCUGCAGCUGGCGCUGUCCAGUACUGAGUCUGCAGCCGGCUGCCCCGCGGGUUACGUGAUCUCCCCAGCGAUGGAAGGGGGGGCACACGGCGUUACGUACUCUGUAAGCCUGGCCGGUUGCCUCUCCAGACCCUAAGUACCUGCCUACUCCUGUGGGGCCUGACUGAGGGGCGGCAGGACCCGCACUCUGGCUUUCUCCCUGUAACGGGGCCUGGUCCCGGAGCCACAAGCCCCGAGUCGGUUCCAGUCGUUUCAGGCGCUGCCCCCGGGAACAGGAGUAAACCCCUGGGAGCUGGCGCUGGGCUUCGUUCUGCCAGGCCUUGCUUCAGCAAAGCCCCCCGGCUGGUCGGGGCUCAGGUUAGCACCUGCUUUGCUGACUUGGUGCCUGGCAGGGGACGCAAACUGCCAGCAGAGCCCCAAAUCCCCCGGCGGCCGCCCCCUCCCCACUGCUCUGCCCCCUACACAGAGCCAGGGGCUCCCCCGUCGUCCCUGCACCCUGGGGUGGGCAGAGACUAGAAAGGGGCCAAUUAGUGCUUGGGUCAACACUGCCACCAUGUGGCGAGGACUCUGCAGUACAGGGUGGGACCAGGCAAGGAAGGAAACUGUUCCCCUUAGUUGCAUGUCCUGAGGAGUUCCCAGGCAGGUUCUCCCUACUGGAGCGUGGCCGGAGACACAGGCCGGCCAGCUGUGGUCGCUCCAGGCUGAGGCGCUGUCCUCAAUGCGGCGUUAGCUCCACUCCAUUUACCCUGUGCCAGCCACCUCCGGGCAACGCACCAACACCCUCGCGUGCGGGGUGGGGGCGACACGUGCGUUAGCUCUGCCGAGAGGCCAAGCCCUGAGCGCCUUUGCCCCUCCGACGGAAUCGAAUCCCCUUCCCCAAGCGAGCCAGGCUGCGGCUUGGUCUAGCCAGUGUCCCGGGGGAGUCCAGUUAGCAUGUGCAUGCAGCUCGCGUGCCUCCCAGGCAGGGCCGGCUCCAGGGUUUUGGCCGCCCCAAGCAGCCAAAAAAAAAAAGCCCC